AAAAUUGAUGAGCCUGCGACUUCUAAUUAAAUUAAGAGCUGUAUUUAACUGUGAGAUAUAUCGAUAAGAAUGUGCGCAAAUAAAUAGAAGUAAAUGAACAAACAUUAAGUCGCGCUAGUAAUAUUAAAACCAGCUUACAAACAGAUACCUACACCUACAAGUGAUUACAUGUGAUCUUUGAUCUCUCAUCGCUAUGUUCAAGGCAGAAAUGGAAAAUGUGUAAUGGCCGUAUUUUACCACAUAUUUGCACAGAAACACGGCUCCGAAGAAGUACAAAAACUACAAAAAGAAAACUAAUACGAGAUGAACACUUUAAUUCACAGAAAAACAUUGGCAAUUAGCCAGGGCAGAGCAAUUCGACAAUACUGCUGUUUCAAAUUGUGGCAUAAUAUCAAUCAAAUAAAUGGAUCCCCGGCACUUAUUUAUAUGGGUAAAAGGGAUUCAAGAAGUAGUAGAUUAUUUAUAAGCUCUACUAUAACAGAAAACUGCAAUAGUAUUAAUUCACCAUACUUACAACUCCGUACAAUUUAUAUAACACCAACAUGGAAGAGCCAAGAAUCAUCCUCAAAGGUAGAAGAUACUGUGAAGAAUAUCAAGGAACAAAAGGAACAAAAAGACAAAACAGAAACAAGUGUUGUACACAGUACUCAAAAAGCAUUGGCAGAAAAAUCUACCUUAUGGCAAAAAGUGAAAGGGGAAAUAAUACAUUAUUAUCAUGGAUUCAGAUUACUGGGUCUUGAUAUGAAAAUCUCUGCAAAGCUAGUUUGGAGAAUUUUGAAAGGUAAAGAACUCAGUCGAAGAGAACACAGACUGCUUAUAAAAACAACUGGCGAUUUGUUCAGGCUUAUUCCCUUUUCUGUUUUUAUUAUCGUACCCUUUAUGGAAUUCUUACUACCACUUGCUAUUAAACUUUUCCCUGGUUUACUACCAUCUACUUUCCAAACAGCAACAGAAAAAGAAGAUAAAUUAAAGCAAGCGCUGAAGAUUAAAAUCGAAAUGGCUAAGUUUCUACAAAAAACAUUGGAUGAUAUGGCAGUACAAUCGUCGGAUUAUAAAUCAAAAAAAGCUAAAGAGUUUGCAGAAUUUUUCUAUAAAGUACGAACGUCCGGUGCUACAGCCACAAACGAUGAAAUCAUGCAAUUUAGUAAACUUUUCGAGGAUGAAAUCACAUUAGAUUCUCUUUCUCGUCCACAAUUAGUUGCAUUAUGUAGAGUGUUGGAUGUGCAAACACUUGGAACGACAAACUUUUUACGAUUUCUACUUAGAAUGAGGCUCAGAAGUCUUUCAGCGGAUGAUAAGCUAAUCGAAAAAGAAGGUAUAGACAGUCUUACUAGAAGCGAAUUACAACAAGCUUGUAGAGCACGCGCAAUGCGAGCAUAUGGCUUGCCAGAAAGUAAAUUGAGGGAGCAGUUGGCUCAAUGGUUAGAUUUAAGUUUAAAUAAGAAGGUUCCGCCGUCGUUAUUGCUUCUUUCUCGAGCACUUAUGGUCCCAGAAACAAUACCCAUGUCAGACAAAUUGAAGGCUACGAUAUCUGCUCUUCCUGAUACGGUUGUCGCACGUACCCAAGGUGCGAUAGGAGAGAAGGAAGGUAAAAUAGACCACAAAACGAAUAUUGAGAUCAUUAAAAUGGAAGAACGCAAAAUUGAAGAGGAGCGGCUGGAACAGAAAGAAAACGAACCACAACCAUCAGUCACUGUGCAAAGCACUCAAACUGAUGAGAUUACGAAUACAGAUGUAAAAGUAUUGGAACAGGCUUUAGAUUCCAUUGGAAAGGACAAUCAGAAAAUGUCUGUGCAGAAGGAGGAGUUAAAAGAGCUCAAAGAAGAGAUGGCCGACUAUCAAGAAGAUUUAAAAGAGCUCUAUGAAAUUAAAGCAGCUGCAAGAGGUCAAGAGGAUAUAGAAGAUAUUAAAGUGUCUAAGGGCGCCAAACGAUUAUUUAAGAAAGUGAACAAGAUGAUAGGAAAGAUGGACGCGGUUUUAGAACAACUUGAAUCUGAAAAACAGGUUAAACAAAAAGCAGGAAGCGCUGAUGUAGAAACAUGUGUUUCUUCAAAAGAAAAGGAAGAGUUGGUUAAAAUAGACGAAUUAAUCACAGCUAUUAAACGCAUUCAAAGUGUUCCUGAUGAUCAUCGAUUGCAACGCAUAGCAGAAAUCUUGGGACAGAUCGAUGACGAUAGAGACGGCUCUAUAAAGAUCGAAGACGUUCUGAAGGUAGUGGAAUUGAUUGGAAAAGAAGAUAUUAAGCUCAGCAAAAAUCAAGUGCAUGAAUUGAUUGAAUUGAUCGAUAAGGAGGAAAUUUUAGAAGUGGAUGAACAAUUGCAAAAAACAUUGCAAAAUGAUUCAACUGAAGCAAAUGAUUCUGAAACGAAAUAUGUUUCCCCAAAAUCUCCAGUUCCUGCUACACCUGUGACGACUGAAAAGGGUUACGGAAAAGAAGAAUUAGACGAAGAUUAUGCUCCACGCUCACCUGAACAGAAAAGAGAAAAGUCAGCUGCAGUUCUUAAAAGUAAUACCACUUCUGAUUCAGUCAGAAAUGCUCCAUUAGCGCCUGGUGUUCCACCAACGACAAAAAAAGCGGAAGGUUCUAAGCACCUAUGAUUACCGCACAAUAAACUAUAAAUUAAUGUACGUAAUUAUUAGUACAACUUCUUCACUGGACACUAAUCGAAAGAGAUACGGCAUUUUCAUCUCUAUAAACAUGAUCGGGAACUAUUUCUUUACCAAAUGAGGUUAUACAGUAAGUACGUUUUUAAAAAGUCCUCGAAGAUAUACAGCUCUAAAUGACUGUACAGAAUAAAUAAUUGCAAUAGUUCCAUGUGUGUAUUAAAGCACUUUGCUUCUACAUACAUGGUCUUUCUUACUUAGAAUUUUGAACUAAAACCGAUAAAUAACAUUAACCUAACUUUUGUAUAGUUAUAUAGUUAAAGCAGAUUUUGAGUUUGUCAUUAAGACUGUGAUGCAUUUAAUGGCAUCAAUGUAUAAUUUGAUCCACGAUUUGCAAGAUAUCUCUGUGCUGGACACGAAAAGACUACCUUGCUUAUAAAUUAUUAACGCUAAAAAUGUUUUUUUUUUUUAAAUUGUACGUGACAUUACUACUAUAAUUGACAUUGGUGGCUGGCUAUGGGAUAUAAUAGUAUUCAGUUUUUUUAAUUCAGUGAAACUCAAUUCCGAAAUAUUGUACUACCAUGAGGAAUCAUUCCAUCUGUCUGAGUAUUGACUGUUGUAACAGAUUUAUAAUACACCGACAAUGAGUGAUCAUUUUUGUUUUGCUUUGAAACUGUUAACAUAUUACCUCUAUGCUUGAGGUUGAGAAGAGAUAUAAUGUACAUUUAUAGAUAAAGUAAUUUUACUAAUUGUAACGUACAUAAACAGAAAAACUGUCCAUUACAUGUAUGUACUGAUUAUAUAAAGAAACAAACAAUUAUAUAAAGCAUGCAACAUUUAAGUAGUAAGUAUCUAAACCUUGCUUAUGAAAAAAAAAUCUCAAAUUGAAUGUUAAUUAAAUAUUAAUGGCAAUUGAAAGUAAAAUAUUUAUUAUAAUUGAAAAUCGUAAAUAUUGUUUGAAUUUAUAAUGUAUAAUUGCUAUAAUAAUUAAACAUUAAACUGGGGUAAGAAGAUUAAAUUGAUUAUGCCUGUGUAGUAAUGUGCAGACAUAUAUUUGCACAAAAUUACAACACAAUUACGAUGUAUUAUUAUACAAAUAUUAUAUCUAUUUCGGGGGAAUACGCGAAUAAUAAUAGUGUCCGGGGUAACAUUUACUUUUUUACUUUUGUGCAUUAAAGUGCCUGUCUAUGUAAUAAACUAUUUAUGUAAAAAAUAUAGUUUAUUCGAAAUAUUUUUUCUAAUUUAAAUGUACGAUUAUUUUUAUUAAAGAUAUUCACGUACA
Messenger RNA from Hylaeus volcanicus, 3886 nucleotides. It is a transcript of the gene Letm1, whose product is annotated as mitochondrial proton/calcium exchanger protein. The transcript is spliced from 6 exons. NCBI's taxonomy places the organism in Eukaryota, Metazoa, Arthropoda, Insecta, Hymenoptera, Colletidae. Bases 304 to 2598 code for a protein of 764 amino acids. Gene Ontology annotation, cellular component: mitochondrial inner membrane. Gene Ontology annotation, molecular function: ribosome binding; calcium ion binding. Gene Ontology annotation, biological process: intracellular monoatomic cation homeostasis. The record is from RefSeq and is a predicted model, not a curated record.